UCUGUUCGGGUGCCCUGGCUCAACAAUUGAAACCAAAUCAGGAGGAUCCAUGUAAAGUCAAAGGACGUGUGGUCGGUGAUGUCACCUAUUGUGAUCGCUAUUGGGAAUGUGUCAACAAUCAACCGGAAUUGUACGAUUGUCCAAAUGGUUUGGUAUUUGCUGGCAAACAUCGUGGUGUAACGGAAGGCUGUGAUUAUCCAUGGCGUGCCAACUAUUGUGAGGACAAACAAAUGGCGAAUGGUCCAAUUUCAACGGAACACUGCGACUGGUUGUAUGGUAUAUUUGGUCAUGAAACAUCGUGUACACGUUAUUGGACUUGUUGGAAUGGCACUGCCACCGAACAGCUAUGCAUUGGCGGUCUGCUCUACAAUGAGAAUGCCCACAGCUGUGAUUGGCCUGAAAAUGUCGAUGGCUGCCAGAAACAUC
Molecule: messenger RNA, 426 nt
Organism: Musca vetustissima
Lineage: Eukaryota; Metazoa; Arthropoda; Insecta; Diptera; Muscidae
Product: protein obstructor-E-like
Exons: 2
Cellular component (GO): extracellular region
Molecular function (GO): chitin binding
Source: RefSeq, a predicted model, not a curated record